AUGAGAUUUCGUGUAGUUUUAUUACUUGGAUAUUUACUGACGUUAGUAUUUUCGCUAAGCACAGCGCAAGGUUAUAUCAAUAAGAAAUAUCGGAAGCGCAUGAUACCAGGCUUCUCAUUGGCUAGCGUCGACGGCAACAAUUGCAACGGUAAGCAAGAAUGCAAGGGAGCUGAAAAAAUAUCUCAAGGUAACCCGAAGCAGAAGGCAACCAAUAUAGCACAAAAAGCCGCCCAGGAAGCCACUGCUGCUUCGGAAGCGCAAAACGCUGCCGGCCAAGCGGCCGCUCAACAAGUGAAGUCUCAAUUGGCUGAAAAAGCAAUGCAAUCAGCUAAAGCCGCUGAAGCUGCAUUAGCAGGUAAACAACAAAUUGUCGAAACAUUGGAACAAGAAGUACGAGAAGCUGAGGCUGUGGUCCAAGAAGAAACUGCUUCAUUACAAAAUGCUCAAGGUAACAUCAAUGCAGCCCUGCGUGCUGCUCAACAGGCGCAUGCUCAAUUAAAGACACUGACGCAAGCGGUGCAAACUGCUCAAGCGAAUGUUGGUAACGCUGAACAGGCUGCUAACGGUGCUCAAGCCGAAGUCGCCGAAAAAGCUCAACUAUUAGAAGCGGCUAAAUCACGCGUUGAACAAUUAUUACGGCAAUUGAGUUCUGCUCGUCAAGACUUUGCCAACACCAAACAAGCAGCUUAUAAGGCGGCUUGUGCCGCCCACGAAGCUAAAGUCAAUGCGCAGAGAUCACGCCGUGCCGCGACCAAACGUCGUUUAUCGUCCGACCAAUUAAAGUAUAUACGAUACUUGAAAAAUUUAAAACGACGAAGAGAGCGUCAACGUCUGUACUCUGAUAACCUCGCCGAUUAA
Glossina fuscipes is the source of this 858-nucleotide messenger RNA. RefSeq lists its product as uncharacterized. Lineage: Eukaryota; Metazoa; Arthropoda; Insecta; Diptera; Glossinidae. Bases 1 to 858 code for a protein of 285 amino acids. The record is from RefSeq and is a predicted model, not a curated record. The transcript is spliced from 2 exons.